GGCCCCAAAACCCGAAGAAGAAGAGCCGCGUCCGAAGAGAGCAUGACGGGAUAUGAAAGUCCUCCGGCGGCGCGCUGCCGCCAUGUCACCGAGAGAGAAACAUAUAGCUAUUAUCUCUGUUUUAGGCGUAGUUAGUCUUGCUCUUUAUUAUAUUCCUAAUUUUCUUUGGGUGACUUUAUUUCUUUCAGUGUGUUGUAUUGUGUGUUUCUAUCAAAGCGGAGAACCGCUUCCCGCCAGGUUAGGCCUCAAUCCUCGGGCUCGCCUGAGAGUUCCAGCCGUGCUCCAGCGCUGGUUUUGGGGCUGGGUAUCAACCGGCGUGUCGGUGGCCGCUCGGGGGAAAACGAAGAGCGGCAGAAACAAAACUGAGCACCGGUCCUUUGAGGGACACUUCAGAGAAAGGCCCGUUGAAGCUGGGAUUUAUAGGAGGGAUACUUUGCACACUGAGUCGUUUCUUUUCAGUCCUCGGGAUUUCCUCAUGGGGAGUUACAUCGGAAAACCCGAAAGUCCAACUCCCGACUCCGGGAGGCCAAGAGCCGGGAGAAACCCCCGAGAGCAGCUCCGUGAGAGACUGGCCAGACCCAACCAUGCUGUCUACACGCCGAACAGGAGGCUCUCAUUUGCCGGGGAGCCGCCGUGCACAGCGGGCAGAUUCACCAUCACCCCCCAGCGUCAUUACCCCCUGCAGCAGCCCGGGGUCUCACAAGUGGGAGUCCUACCUCCUGUGAAGUGGGACAGCUUCAGGAAGAAAAACAUCCUCAGCCCUCGUAACUGUUCUGCUGUCCUCAGCCCCGUCACCAUCAAGAUCGCCAGGCCGGACCACCUCAGCUCCCCCAGUUUUGACCAUCUGAGUUGUGCGGGGCUCCCCAGGGUGCCUGUGGACCCCUGCUCCAGAGAAAGUGUCCUCAAGGUCUUGAAGGAAAGCCGCAAGAGAGUAGUUGAGGAUGAGGACGGAAGCGUCACAGCCGAGCAGAAAAGCAAAAGAAGGCGUAAUGACAGCAAUGGGAGCGGACAAUCUGCGUUUGAGCCUCUCCUGCCCAACGGGACACCAUCACUGCUGGUCCCUAAGCCAGGAAGCCUGAAAAGAGGGAUGACCUCUCUUGCAGAGGAUGCCCUCAUGAAGAGAUCUCGCACCUCCUCCAUCAGCUCCGGCAGCGGGGUCCACACCCCCAGAGGAACCCCCGGCAGCAGGAGGAACCCUAUCCAGAGCUCCUACAGCUCUUCAAAGGGCCUCAGCCAGUGGAAGAAGCGGUCAGCACCCAGCUCCCCUCUCUCCAGCCCCGGGUCAUCUCGCUCUCAGACCCCAGAGGCAGCCUCCAAAAGAGCCAAGGAGGACGACGGACAGUCUCCCAGCUCAGCAUCCUCAGUGAGGUCAGAGAAGACGGCCUCUGAGAAGGUUCCUGUUACAUCUAAAUGUACUCCAGCUCUCAAGCUGCCCGUCACCCCCUCAGCAGAGUCUACAGGGAGUGGUGGGAAGAGGAAGCGUAAGAUCCAGCUGGUGUCGAGCCACCGGGACGAUCAGAUCUCUCUGCCUCCGCCUCCAGAGCUGGGCUAUACCAUCACUGUGAAGGACCUGGAUGAGGAGAAGAAGGCUGCGCUCAGCAAAAUCCAGAAGGUCCUGGAGACCCCCGCUCCAAAGCAAGAGAAGUCUGUCGCCCCCGCAGUCUCCACUUCCCUCCAUCCUGCCUCCUCCUCCAGCAGCAUCACCACCCUGAGCAGCCUCCUGGCUUCUCCUCUGCCCACAGCCUCCUCCCCCGUCAUCAACCUGGACCCCAGCCCCAGUGUGAGCUCCGCCCCGGCAGCAUCCAACCCGCUGCUGGAGGCUCUGAAGAUGAAGAUCAGCAUUCCUGCGAGCUCCACCUCUCCCGCCAACACAUCUACAGUGUCUGCAUCCUCCACGCCGGUGCAGCCCAGUGGUUUCACCCUGAAUGUUUCCACUGCAGGAGUCGCCCCUCCUGCCCCCACCUCUCAAUCCUCCUCUACAGGUGUGGAGCAGCCCUCAGCCUUCACCCAGGUGCUGAGUCAGGUCUCCAAGCCCUCCGUCAGUGUUGCUGCUGUAGCAGGACCAACCCUGUUUGGACUGAGCAGUCUGAUCAGCAUCGCUGCUGCCUCUUCCGCCUCCAACCUGGUCUCCGCUGCUGCUCCUUCCCCCGCCAGCAGCUUAGCUUCGCUCAGUAACACCAACCCUCUGCUGGCUUCAGGGUUCAAACCCAUUUUUUCCGUCACCACCACCCCCACCCCCGCAGCUGCAUCAACCCCGGAGAGCAAACCUCCUGUCCAAAGUUUCAAGCCCAUCUUUGGAGCUGCUACUUCAAGUGCUGGAUUCGGACUGCCUCCACCCUACACCACCUCUAACUCAGCCGCCACCGCUUCUCCCAGUAUCACAUCAUCAAUGUUUGGUGGAUCUACUAGCAGCACCACAGUUACCCCGUCUGUUUUCCCUGGUUUAACCAUCACCAACACCCCCUCCUCCACCGGCUCCAUCGCCGCCACGCAGCCCGCAGCCCCAGCAGCUGCGAAAUCCCUCUUUGGAAACUGGUCAGCACCAACAACAACCUCCACCAGCUCAGCCUCAGCGCAGGCGCCUAACACCGGGAGCUCAUUUCAGUUUGGAGCCGUGACCACUACUGCUGCUGCUGCUCCUGUCCCGACCGCUGCUGCCACCACCACCUCCAGCGGGGGCAACUUCGCCUUUGGUGCCACACAGGCAGACCCUCAGGCAGCCAACCAGAAGGCAUUCUCCUUCGGUCAGGCAGCUCCCAGCCAGAACACAACCACAUCUUCAUUUGGAGGCUUUUCAAUGGCCAGCACGGCCUCCACCACUGCUGCCACCACCACCCAGUCCACCUUCAGCUUUGGGAAGCCGUCUUUUCAAGCACCGGCAGCACAGGCCACAUUUGGCUCCUCUGCGGCACCGGCAGCACAGAACACAUUUGGUUCUUCAGCGGCACCCGCAGCACAGAACACAUUUGGUUCUUCAGUGGCACCUGCAGCACAGAACACAUUUGGUUCUUCAGUGGCACCUGCAGCACAGACCCCCUUCGGCUCUUCAACGGCAGCACAGGCCACAUUUGGUUCUUCAGCGGCACCUGCAGCACAGACCACCUUUGGCUCCUCAGCGGUGGCGCCAAACUCUUUCAACUUCGGUGGAGGAGCAUCAUCCACCCCAGCCCCUAACACCGCCCCACCCUCUUUCCCCUUUGGGUCGACUGCCGCCACGACAGCUGCCAGUUUUGGGACGCCUGCUAAACCAGCGUUUGGAAGCAGCUCCACUGGGUUUGCUUUCGGCGGCACCGCUGCUCCCUCGGCUGCCCCCUCGGCUGCUCCGAGCUUCGGUUCAGCCGCACAGACUCAGAGCUCCUCCUCCAACUUCUCUUUUGGAAAUGCGGCUCCUCAGCAGGCGGCCCCCGGUCCGGCUCAGCCUGCAUCUGGUGGAUUUAACUUCGGAGCUGCGAUGCCAUGCCCCCAGUUUGGAACACCAGCCCCCAGUAACCCUGCACCACAGAUGGGAGGCUUCAAUUUCGGGGCUGCUGCUGCUGACAAACCAGCUUUUGGAACGUCUAACCCAUCCUUCGGUCAGAGUGCUGCCGCCGCUGCCGGUCCGAUCCCCUUUGGAAGUCCUGCAACUCCAGUCCAAGGCUUCAACUCUGUUCCUUUCGGGUCCCCCAGUCCCCAGCAGGCUCCCUCCUUCUCCAUCGGAGCCGGAUCAAAGCCAAUUGGAGCUCGUCAGAGGCUUCAGGCGCGGAGGCAGCACAACAGGAAGAAGUAACGUGCUCCGUGUGUCCAGCACCGCCUAAAGAGGACUUCAGCUGCUGCUGCUAUCGUUGAUCUGGCUUACGUUGCUCUGAUCAAACCCCUCAAACCUGGCUGCCACCACGUCCUCUGCUCCCCCUCCUCAGGUGGUUGUGCUUGCCCGAAACAUUGUGUUUGUAGAGGAGUUGGAAUUAGAAAGAACACACAGCCUGCUCGCUGCCUGGAUGACUUCAUGUGAGGAGACAGGAUCCAUAACAACGUACUAUACUUGAAGAGAGGGAGAAGACACGUUAGAUUUUGAACAAAAGCAUAUCCAAAGUUCUUUUUUUUUCCUUUUACAGUGUGUGGACACUCCCAUUGGUUGGUCUUAAGGAGAAGUUGAGACGCCUCGACUCAAACAUUUAUUUUUUAUACGUGAAGAGCUCACUGGUUUGUAUGUUACAGAGUAUUUGAGUUCGUUAUCUGAAUGAAUGAGUGUGAUUGGGAUGAAAGGCACAGUUGAUUCAGAUAAGGUACAAAAACGCUGCAGUGUAAAUGUAAAGUUAUGAGAAGUUUGCAUUUUUUAAUGAUUUUUUUAAUUGGCUCUCUGACCCUGUAAAUGAAUGAUGUGUUUCUGCACUUAAAGGGCGACUUAGUUAAUGUCUUAAAGUAGUUACUGCAGACUUUUGUGUUCUUGUCUCAUACUUUUUGUCAUUUCAAGCAUUCCUAGAGCCUUUUUUUGACAGUGAUUGCCAACACUGAUGUAAUUAGCAGGACUAAGAUAACUACUCUUAUCUUAUGCUAACUCAUCAACUUCAUGCCUGUGAAAAGAAUCUGUGAACUCUGUCUCUCUUUAUGCUGAGAUGUUUGUUUGUGCCAGACUACCUCUCUUUGCUCCAGGCGCUGAAUCUGUGUCACUGACAGGAUUGAGAAGAUCAAUAAUAUUUUAACACCUUUUUAAAUUAAUACAGUGAGUGUUUAAAUUACAUGCUGCAAAACAAACAUUAGCUCCUCUGGUAUUUCAUUGUUUUAGUAGAUGCAUAAUAUCAGCUUUACUUGGAUACAAUUUGUCAUAUUGAAAAGUAUUAGUUAUCUGCUCAGUAAUUGCAUAAACUCUCAUGAUGAUGUCGAAGAUUUUUGUCAAACACACGGGACGAUAAACACAUUUCUGUCUGCGGUCGAGGUUUUUUUUUUAUUAAAAUGAUUUCUGUUUUGUGUGAUGCAUUUUGUGGUUAAUUUUGAAUGAAUAAAAACUGAAUUUUGGACUUGAAUGUUACAAAAAGAACACA
Gymnodraco acuticeps is the source of this 5018-nucleotide messenger RNA. RefSeq names its product nuclear envelope pore membrane protein POM 121-like. NCBI's taxonomy places the organism in Eukaryota, Metazoa, Chordata, Actinopteri, Perciformes, Bathydraconidae. Gene Ontology annotation, cellular component: nuclear pore. Gene Ontology annotation, biological process: RNA export from nucleus; protein import into nucleus. Gene Ontology annotation, molecular function: structural constituent of nuclear pore. The record is from RefSeq and is a predicted model, not a curated record. Bases 53 to 3766 code for a protein of 1237 amino acids. The transcript is spliced from 13 exons.